Pan troglodytes (chimpanzee) is the source of this 903-nucleotide messenger RNA. Its product is annotated as immunoglobulin lambda-1 light chain-like. Lineage: Eukaryota; Metazoa; Chordata; Mammalia; Primates; Hominidae. The coding region runs from base 62 to 763 and encodes 233 amino acids. The transcript has 5 exons. The record is from RefSeq and is a predicted model, not a curated record.
GAGCCCUGGAAGAACCUGCCCAGCCUGGGCCUCAGGAAGCAGCAUUGGAGGUGCCUCAGCCAUGGCAUGGAUCCCUCUCUUCCUCGGCGUCCUUGCUUACUGCGCAGGUUCCGUGGCCUCCUAUGAGCUGACUCAGCCACCCUCAGUGUCAGUGUCCCCAGGACAGACAGCCAGCAUCACCUGCUCUGGAGAUAAAUUGGGGGAUAAAUAUGCUUACUGGUAUCAGCAGAAGUCAGGCCAGUCCCCUGUGCUGGUCAUCUAUCAAGAUAGCAAGCGGCCCUCAGGGAUCCCUGAGCGAUUCUCUGGCUCCAACUCUGGGAACACAGCCACUCUGACCAUCAGCGGGACCCAGGCUAUGGAUGAGGCUGACUACUACUGUCAGGCGUGGGACAGUAGCCGAGACCAUUGGGUGUUUGGUGAGGGGACCAAGCUGACCGUCCUAGGUCAGCCCAAGGCUGCCCCCUCGGUCACUCUGUUCCCACCCUCCUCUGAGGAGCUCCAAGCCAACAAGGCCACACUGGUGUGCCUGAUCAGUGACUUCUACCCGGGAGCUGUGACAGUGGCCUGGAAGGCAGAUGGCAGCCCCGUCAAGGCGGGAGUGGAGACCACCACACCCUCCAAACAGAGCAACAACAAGUACGCGGCCAGCAGCUACCUGAGCCUGACACCUGAGCAGUGGAAGUCCCACAGAAGCUACAGUUGCCAGGUCACGCAUGAAGGGAGCACCAUGGAGAAGACAGUGGCCCCUGCAGAAUGCUCUUAGGCCCCCGACCCUCACCCCACCCACAGGGGCCUGGAGCUGCAGGAUCCCAGGGGAGGGGGUCUCUCUCCCCAACCCAAGUCAUCCAGCCCUUCUUCCUAUACUCAAUAAACCCUCAAUAAAUAUCCUCAGUCAACCAAAAA